AUGACAUCCCUUUGGAAUGAGGCAUGGGGCACCCCUGGGGAGCCUGCCACACUCUGUCUCUUCCCCACAGAGGAGGACUGCCAAAAGUAUAUUCUGAAGCAACAGCAGGAGGAGUCUGAGAAGCCCUUACAGGUGGCUGCUGUGGACAGCAGCGUCCCACGGACGGCAGAGCUGGCGGGCAUCACCACACUCGAUGACCCCAUGGGGCAAAUGCCUGAGCGAUUUGAUGCCUUUAUCUGCUACUGCUCCAGCGACAUCCAGUUUGUACAGGAGAUGAUCCAGCAGCUGGAACAGACAAACUACCGGCUGAAGUUGUGUGUUUCAGACCGUGAUGUCCUGCCUGGCACCUGUGUCUGUUCUAUUGCCAGUGAGCUCAUUGAGAAGAGGUGCCGCCGGAUGGUGGUAGUUGUCUCAGAUGAUUACCUGGAAAGCAAGGAAUGUGACUUCCAGACUAAGUUUGCACUCAGCCUCUCUCCAGGUGCUCAUCAGAAGCGACUGAUCCCCGUCAAAUACAAAGCAAUGAAGAAAGAGUUCCCCAGCAUCCUGCGGUUCAUCACUGUCUGUGACUACACCAACCCCUGCACCAAGUCCUGGUUCUGGACUCGCCUCGCCAAAGCCCUGUCCCUGCCCUGAAGACUGACCUGGGACCCUGGGUGUACGUGUGUCUGUCUGCCUGUAUUUGUACUUCUGCCCCUGCCUCCCACUGCGGUUGUAGGGGGAUUCCUUGAGGUGCCAACUCCACAGACACAUCUGCAGCCACUGGACAUUUCUGGACAUCACAUCUCAUGUUCUGUGUGGAACCAAUGGCUGUGAGUGGAUGUGCCAGCUGGAACUGCGAGGAGGACCAGAGGAGCCAUCUCUGACCCAUCCACACAUCUUAGACCUCAGUUUCCCUAACUGAGAACUGAGCAGGGUGGGGAGAACAGGCAGUAGCCGUGUUUGAAUCACUGUGGGAAAUGGUAAAGCGUUGUUCUGGGUCUCCCGGGGGAGACAGAUCUUGGUGAGAGAGAGUUGGCUGCUGGGGCCCGGCACUGCCAGGGCAGCUGCUUCCACAAUGGUGCCUACUCAUUGCCCACCUCACAUCCCACUUCCUCCUGCCCCCAGGGUAGAUAGUGGCUUAGCACAGGGAGAUCCCACCUUUGAGUCUGAUUUCCCCAUGGAUUCACCUCUGCCUUCCUCUUGGAUUCCUCCCAGCCCUUUCCCGGUUUCAAUGUGACAAGUCCUCUAAGCGGUUGGGGCUGCUUUACAUGUCAACCCGUCAGGGUGCUUAUGGUCACACCCUCGGCUCUGCCUGACACGGGAUGGGAUCCACCGAGUUUGGGUUCUGAGGCUGGGUCCCCAUGGCGGGGUAAGCAAGAAACCUUCCUCCCUGGGCCACCCACAGAGAGCUUUCCCACCAACUUUCUGUACCUUGAUUGCCUUACAAAGUUGCUUGCUGGGACUAGUUUACAAACCAGGACCAUGUAAGAGCCUCCUGCCCCAGAGCUUGUGGGCACAUGGACACACGUACACACACGCACAUAUGCAUGCGCACAUGUGCACCUCCAUCCAUACAUUUCCCUGGGUAUAGCUAUAGCUCCCAGGUACGGCCGGGUGAGAUAGUCCCACCAUUGUGGGGGGUCUAACCGUGGACAAAAAUGGAACCCUCUUGUAUUCCUUUUCUCUUUUUUCCCACUUCAUUGAAACCAGCCUCUAGAAAGGACCUGAUAUGCCAGCAUUUACACCUUCAGUGAAGCUAUGCGCAGGGAAAAGAGCUGCUUGAUCUCACAGAGCAAGUCAGCAGCAGACAGCUGUUUUCCCCUCUCCCUCUCUGGGGGAUUUGUACAUUAGUUAACCUCAAGCUCUCCUUUGGGGAGAAAAUACCAUGUUCUCAGGUCUCUGUCCCAGAGCAGAUACCAGGACCCUAAAUCUAAUAGAAAAUGCAUGUCUCUGCUCCACAUCCAGCAGGGCUGGUGUGAGGUACCUUUCCUUGGGGCCUGGGGAGGGACUGAAGGCCCCUCUCUGCACAAUCUUAAUGGAGCACUUAGCUACCAUGCACCUAUCCCCGCUUUGAUACUAGGGAGUAUUUUUAAGACAAUUUCAAGAAAGUAUCUCACACCUAUUUUGUAUGCAUUGUGAGAAUUUCAAAGAGCUGAGAAAUGCCUGUGUCAUUUCUCCUGUAUCUUGGGUUUAUAAUAAAGAGUUUUCUACUUUGA
Molecule: messenger RNA, 2195 nt
Organism: Miniopterus natalensis
Lineage: Eukaryota; Metazoa; Chordata; Mammalia; Chiroptera; Miniopteridae
Source: RefSeq, a predicted model, not a curated record